Gaeumannomyces tritici R3-111a-1 is the source of this 1919-nucleotide messenger RNA. RefSeq lists its product as hypothetical. Lineage: Eukaryota; Fungi; Ascomycota; Sordariomycetes; Magnaporthales; Magnaporthaceae. Gene Ontology annotation, biological process: transmembrane transport. The record is from RefSeq and is a predicted model, not a curated record. Gene Ontology annotation, molecular function: transmembrane transporter activity. Bases 169 to 1779 code for a protein of 536 amino acids. The transcript is spliced from 4 exons.
UGCUUGCUCUCCGCAUCUUGGACACGCCCACUGGCUUCCCAUACCCCUCCCUGCUGGCUUCCUCUUUCUACAAUGCUCCCUUACUGCCUCGUCUGGUGACGACAGCCGCCUUACAGUCGGCUCGCCCAAAGGAAUUGACAAGCAAGCAUCUCCAUACGGCAGAAAGCAAUGGCAGCAUUAGGGGUUGGGACAACCGCUCAGGGAGCAAACUCUCCCGAGAGUAGCCAGGGAGCAACGACGGCGCCCGCCAAGUCGGACUCGGGCUCUCCCACCCCGGCCGGGUCUGUGCUGUUGAAAGACGCGGCCCACGCACCACCCCAUCAGGCCGUGGCCGGCGGAGAAGCCCCGAAAGAUGGCCCGGCUUCCGGCAUGCUGGCCAAGGCGUGGGCAGUCAUCCUCCAAGGCCCCAAGGCGACCUGGUUCGAUCCGGAAAACCCUCCCGAGUUCACGCUAAGCUUGAACAUCCUGUUUACCGCUGCAGCAGCCAUCACGGUAGGAAAUCUAUACUACAACCAGCCGGUGCUCAACAUGAUGGUCCAUACCUUUGGCAUCAGCUUCGAGCGGGCGUCCUCUGUGGCCACCCUGAUGCAGGCUGGCUAUGCCGGGGGGCUACUUUUCCUCUGCCCGCUCGGCGACUUCUUCAAGCGGAGGCCCUUUAUCCUUGGCCUCGUCGCCCUGACAGCCAUCCUGCUCGCUCUCUGCCUCACCACCUCCUUCGCCGUCUUCCAGGCCGUGUCCUUCAUGGGCGGCUUCACCACCGUCACCCCGCAGCUGAUGCUCCCCCUGGUCAGCGAGCUGGCCCCUCCGCACCGCCGCGCGAGCGCGCUCUCCAUCGUGGUCGCCGGCUUCUCCUCGGGCGUCAUGCUCGCCCGCGUGCUCUCGGGCAUCGUCGCAAACUACACCCACUGGCGCAACGUCUACUGGGUGUCGUUCGCCCUGCAGCACGCCCUGCUGGCCGCCCUGUACCUCGGCAUGCCCGACUACCCCUCCAAGUCGGCCGCGCGGUUCAGCUACCCGCGCAUGCUCUGGAGCAUCUUCGUCAUGGUGGCCACCGAGCCGGCCCUCGUCCAGGCCGGCCUCGCCGCCUUCUGCGUGAGCGCCGUCUUCACGUCGUACUGGACCACCCUGUCCUUCCUCCUGUCCUCGCCCCCUUACGGCUUCGGCCCGCUCGAGGUCGGCCUGUUCGGCCUCAUCGGCCUGUUUGUCAUAUUCUGGGGCCCACCCUUUGGCCGCAUCGUGCUCGACCGGCUGACGCCGCUGGUGCCCGCGCUCGGCGGGCUGGUGCUCAACCUCGUCGGCGUCACCAUCGGGACCUUCACGGGCACCUCCACCGUCGCCGGCCCCAUCGUGCAGGCCCUCCUCAACGACGUCUCGAUGCAGGCCACCAACAUCUGCCUGCGCGUCCACGUCUACGGCAUCGACCCGGCCGCGAGGAACCGCAUCAACACGGCCUACAUGCUCGCCUCCUUUUGCGGCCAGCUGACCGGCACGGCUGUCGGGAAUAGGCUGUAUGCUCUGGGCGGCUGGACUUAUAGCGGCAGCUGCAGCAUGGCGCUCAUGGGCUUCGCCAUCUUGGUCUGUCUCGCCAGGGGUCCUCGCGAGAAGGCCUGGGUCGGCUGGGCUGGCGGCUGGAACCCACGCGCUGACAAGCCAUCGCCCGCCCCAGCCGAGCAGCAAGCAGCCGACGUGGAGCAGCAGUUGGAAGACAAGGUCGUGGCGGGACCGGAACAGCCGCAAACGGGCCCGGAGAGAGGAGAAGAGGGGGGAAAGGUUUGUUGAGGGGGCUCGAAUGCUGGCAUCGCCCCAGUAUAUAUGUGACGAGACAGAAGAUUUAAUGACGCAACGAUUUCACCCGUGUCCUCGCGCGUCAUAUAUCCAUCGAUACCACCAACCCGACCCCGCCGCUCAUGCACCGAUGG